AUUAACUCAUAAUUUCUGAAUCCAUUGUGAAUUUUUGACCAAGUAGUUCCUGAAUUGUGACCGAUAGUUCCUCGUAAAAGAAUCGAAAAGCAGUCAAUUUCAUAGUUUCAUACCAUGGCUUUGCUAGUCCAACCUUAUACUCGUACUGUCAAUAAUUCUCAGCGUCAGAAACACGAUUUAAAACCCCAAUUCAACCCUAAAUCUUCUUGGCAAGAGGUGGCAGGUGUGUUAGUUUUCUCAGCAAUCCCUUUCACGGCGGUCAAGGCCAUCGCCACCAGUCCUCUCGGCGAAACCCUCCAGAAACGCCUUCUGCUACAGAAAUCGGCUGCGGUUGAAGAUUCUAUCCAGCGAAACAAGCUUGCUCAAUUGGCGCGCAAUCGCAGUCGUUGGUACGGAGGAGAACGGCCUCGAUGGCUUGGUCCAAUACAGUUUGAUUAUCCUUCACAUUUAACAGGACAAUUUCCAGGAGACUAUGGCUUUGAUCUUGCGGGUCUGGGGAAGGAUGCUGAUGCUCUGCAAAAAUAUUACAACUUUGAAAUACUCCAUGCUCGUUGGGCUAUGCUUGGGGCUCUUGGCGCUCUUAUUCCAGAAAUAUUGGAUUUCAGUGGAGCUUCUCACUUUGCUGAACCUGUCUGGUGGAGAGUUGGUUACUCAAAACUUAUGGCAAAGACACUUGACUAUCUUGGCAUUCCAGGACUCCAUGUAGCAGGCAGUCAGGGAAUAAUUGUAAUAGCCAUAUGCCAAGUCCUUCUCAUGGUCGGGCCAGAAUAUGCACGAUAUUGUGGAAUUGAAGCCUUGGAACCCCUGGGAAUCUUCUUACCUGGUGAUACUAAUUAUCCAGGAGGAGUUUUAUUUGACCCCUUAAAUCUAAGUAAAGACCCUGUUGCUUUUGAGGAGCUAAAAGUGAAGGAGAUUAAGAAUGGGCGCUUAGCGAUGGUUGCUUGGUUAGGCUUCUUUUUUCAGGCUGCUGUAACUGGUAAAGGACCCAUAGAAAACCUUGUUCAGCACAUAUCUGAUCCAUUGCACAAUAACCUGAUAUCGCUGUUUAUGUAAUUGUUGGGAGUCUCUUGAUCAUGUCCUCCUAUAUAUAUAUAUAUAUAUAUAUAUAUAUAUAUAUAUAUAUAUAUAUAUAUAUAUAUAUAUAUCUUACAGGUUACAGCUUCCUCUACCCUCUGUAUAUAUGUAUAUGUAUAUGUAAAUUACAUACUUUCUGACUCAAGUUAUAAGAGAUCAAUUGUUUUCUGCUUCAGUUCAGGCUUCUUACCUGGUAUCCCUCAUUUUGUAUAUGUUGAAUCAGAGCUUAAAUGAGCAAAUAAAGAUGAGUGUCCUUUAGCAGUUUCAACCUAUUUAUUGGUUUGGCUGCAUAAGACUAGAUUUGAACUCUAGUAAAACUCAUUCUUUGAAGAUAACCAUGAGACAUACUCGAGUUCAUGUUCCAAACUUCAAA
Molecule: messenger RNA, 1447 nt
Organism: Spinacia oleracea (spinach)
Lineage: Eukaryota; Viridiplantae; Streptophyta; Magnoliopsida; Caryophyllales; Amaranthaceae
Product: chlorophyll a-b binding protein 7, chloroplastic
Exons: 6
Coding region: 115-1053 (312 amino acids)
Biological process (GO): photosynthesis, light harvesting
Cellular component (GO): membrane
Source: RefSeq, a predicted model, not a curated record